AUGGAUAUCCCCACCAGCAGCAACCCCUCCAACACCGACGGAAAGAUUACCCCACUCCCCACCGCUGCUGAUAUCGACGCCGUCUUCUCCUCCACAACCACAAACCUCGCCUCGACCUCCCUGAACGCCACCGUCCUCGCCUGUUCCGACGAGUUCUUCGCCGCAGCCUCAAACCUCCUCACUCCCACCCCGCCUAUCCACCGCCCUGGCGUCUUCGUCCACACCGGAGCCUGGUACGACGGCUGGGAGACACGCCGCCACAAUCAGCAAGAGUACGACUGGGUCGUCAUAAAGCUGGGUGUCGGCAGCGGCAUCGUCGUCGGCGUGGAAAUCGACACGACAUACUUCGUCGGCAACUACGGCGAGGGCGUCGUGGUCGAGGGUGCUUUCGUUGACCAGGAGAAUGCGCUGGCGUCCGACGUCGUGAAGCCUGCUUUCAACGGCUGGACCACCAUCCUGCCCCGACAGCCGUGCGGGCCAUCGCGCCGCCAGGGCUGGCUGCUUCCCCGCCCCUCCGACCCAAUCACCCAUGUGCGCCUCAGAAUGUACCCCGACGGGGGCUUCUCGCGGCUGCGAUUAUACGGCCAUGCCGUGCCGCCUCCGCCUCCGCUGGCUCCAAAGACGGGUGUCACAGCAGGCGAGGCAGCAGCCGCGGCGACGGAGGUGGAGGAACUUUCCUCGGCGCUGAUGGGGGGCCUUGUCGUUUCCGCGAGUAACCAGCACUUCACUCCCGCGUCAAACAUCCUGCUCCCCGGCCGCGGGCAGCAUAUGGGCGAUGGGUGGGAGACUGCUCGUUCGCGAACGCCGGGCCAUGUGGACAGGGCGGUUGUAAGGCUUGGGCUGGCAGGGUCGGUGGAGAAGGUUGUGGUUGACACAAAGGAUUUUCGAGGGAACUUCCCCAGAGCGGUGAGGGUGUCUGGGUUUCUGAAGAAGGAUGUCAAGGACGGACGGGAUCCGAAGGCGGAUGAUGAAGGGUGGGUGGAGGUUGUACGGGGUGAUCAGCCGUGUAAGGCGGAUUUGGAACAUGUGUUUGAAGGGGAAUUGCUGGGUAAUGAGGUUGGAGGGAAGGUGUUUAGCCACGUUAUGUUGACCAUGGUGCCCGAUGGUGGGGUCAAGAGGUUCAGGGUGUUUGGGAGGAGGGCAACAUGA
Messenger RNA from Histoplasma mississippiense, 1149 nucleotides. RefSeq lists its product as hypothetical. NCBI's taxonomy places the organism in Eukaryota, Fungi, Ascomycota, Eurotiomycetes, Onygenales, Ajellomycetaceae. The record is from RefSeq and is a predicted model, not a curated record. The transcript has a single exon. Gene Ontology annotation, biological process: allantoin catabolic process. Gene Ontology annotation, molecular function: allantoicase activity. The coding region runs from base 1 to 1149 and encodes 382 amino acids.